AUGGGCGCCAGGCCCCAGUCCGGAUUUCCGCAGCUCCGCGGCGCUCCGGCCUCAGGCGCGAGGGGCCGGCCCUGGGGGGCGCGCUGCGCGUCCGGCGCCCGCACGUUCGGAGCCUGGAACGCCGCGAGGGCGGGCCUCGGGGACGCGAGGUACCGGCCACUCCGGGUCCGGUCGGGACGGAGGGACGACGACAGGGAAAGGGUGCGAGGGGAGGCGGGAGGGAAGGGCGGCGGGGACGCGGAGGGGCCCAGGCCGGCUAUGGAGCUGUACCUCAGCGCCUGCUCCAAGGCUGCCAACGUCGCCGCCAGCAAGACGGCCUCCAGCGGCCUUGCCGAGGACAGCCAGCAGUGCGGAGACGUGAGUGGCAGCCAGCCUGGAGUCGUUGUCCUCCUCCGGGCCCCUGGCCUGGGGGCGGGGCGGGGCUGGCCCCGGACGAGUCACGUGCUGUCCGUCAGGCCCGUAACGCCCGCUCCUGGCGUCCUCGUGCGGCGCGGCCGGCGGCGGCGGCGGCGGCGGGGCCAGGGCCAGGGCCAGGGCCAGGGCCAGGGCCAGGGCCAGGGCCAGCGCGGCUGGGCAGGCACUGGCCGCGACUGGCUGGUAACUCGGGAGGCGGGAGGCCUUCGGGGCUGCCUGGCAGGGCGGGCCCCUCGGACCCUGACUGGCGUGCAAAAAACCCACCUUCCGGGGGUCGGAGCGGCUCAACUACUGGAUCUGCCUCUUGGGGUCAAGCUGCCUCUGAUCCCAGGAAGCAAUACUUUAUUCUAUACUACGAAAUUAAGUGAAAAGGUUGAUAUUUUAAAAGUGAAAUUCAUUAAUUGUACAUUUGUAUUAUGCUUGAAUCUAUGUUUACAGCUUUUUCGACCUUCUUAUGGUUUUAACCUGACUGAUCCUUAUUGUCACCUUUUGGAAAACCAAUAUAAAAGUCUCCAUGAUCCACACUUAAGAGCCUACCAUAAGCGUAAAGAUAUCCUGAGGAGAUUAAAGAAAGGUGGCUACAUUACCAGCAAUAAUAAAAUUGUAUGUACCUUGAGGGAAUUGAAUAAGUACAGGCAGUAUCUUACCAGUUUAAAAUUAGACUUUGAAAGAAACUAUAUAAGAGAACAAAAAAUGCUUUCAAAACAAGUGAAUAAACUGCAGGAAAACAGUCAAAUACCUGGACAUUCUAAUGUUGCACAGUUCCAAAACUGGUUGUUGCAAGAAGGCACCCAGUCUGUUAAGGACCAGGAACGAUUAAUAAGGCAGAGAUACUUGGAUAUGGUAAGUAGGGAAUUAGAACAACUUGAGCGCACAGCAGAAGAGCAACGUCUACUCCGGUUGGAUAGAGAAGAAAGAAGACAGCGGGAAUACACAAGAAGAAAACUUAACCUCCGUAGAAAAAUUGAAGAGGAAUGGAAGACAAAAGAGAUGUUACUCCUGAUGAGGAUCGGAGAAGAUGUUAAAAGAGAAGCUAGGAUAGAGGAACAGCGGCGUAGAAGCAGAGAAGAGAGUGACAGAAAGAAACAGGCCCUUCUAGAGAAAAAAAUGGCUUAUCAUUUACAAAAAAUGCAAGACAAUGGCAUUAAAAGAGAAGAGAUGAGGAAGAAUAUAGUUGAUUACAAAGAACAAGAUGGACCAUGUUAUGAAGGAUCCUCAGUAAACACUAUCCAUCAAUCUCCAAGUAGUUCUAAGAAUGUUGACAAAAAGUCAGCACCUUCUAGUGCUUGUCAUCCAGAUGUACAAGAUAAUGAUACUGAACAAAAGAAAGAAGGAGAGACAAGUAAAAAAUCAAAUAUUUUCGAUGAUAGAGGAGAUGUAUGUAUCUCGGCUCAAAAUUCAGUUAUUUCAGCUCAGAAUUCACCUACAAGAAAUUUUCCCAGACUGUCACACUCUUCUGUGGAUCCUCCAAAAAAUGAGAAGGAGAUAAACGCUGAUUGGAACAGAAAACCAAAGAGACCAAGCAACCUCUGUGAAUCAGGACCUCAGGCUCCUGCCACAGCCCAGGGUAUUUUCCCUUCUCGUGUUUUCUCAAAUAUACAACAGAACCUCCUACAAAGUUGCUCGCAAGAAAAAGUAACUUCUGAAGAACUGAACAGCAUAAUUCAGAAUAUAAUGACCUGGGUUGUGGCUACAGUGACCAGUAUAUUGUACCCAGCCAUCACCAAGUAUGAAGAAAGGUUGCAAAGUAAAGCAUACCCAGCGUCAGAUGACUCCAUCCUCUCUUCAGACAGUUCGAGUUUCUGCAGCACAUGCAGUGAAGAGUUCACAUAUGGAAGCUACACGUCUGCAACAACUAAAACACUCCAGAGAGAGCCCUGCACGUGUGCCGUUGACAUAUCAGUCAGGCGACCAGCCACACCUUUAAAACCACCAUCUGCCAAUGUGGAAAGAACAGAUGUGGGAAAAACAAAUCACAUGAAAGGACAACCUAUAACAUCUGAACUCAAAUAUAAUAAAACCAGCACAAUAUCUACUUACCCUAAGCUCAGAAGUUGUAAAUCUGAUAGUCACCUAGCAUCAUCUGAAACAGGCACAAAAAAACUGAAGGAUGCUACCACUGAAACAGAUGGCUUAGAGAGUCCAUUGCUUUCUGAUCAAAAAGCAAAAACCAUGAAUGAAAUGAAGAAUUUGGAAAAUGUUUUUGUUAACUUUAAGUGUCACUUAAAGGGGGAAACUGAAUUGAUUUUGGAAAGCAUUUUUCAAGAGAUAAUAUCUGAUUUAACACAGGCCAUUCCUUCUAUUUCUUCCGUUACUGCCGAAGUUUUUGUUGACCAAAGUAAGCCUGAAAAAGGAGACUUGGUCUCCAAUGUUGAUAUCUGCUCAGUAGCUUCAGAAAUCGUGGAAAAUAUGCUUGAGAAGCUACAGUCUGCAGUCGAAAAAAAACGUGUCCAGAUGUUUUCACAAGAAGAUUUGUCAGUCAACAUUAAACCAGGCUUAAUACCCAGUGGAGAAUCUCUCACUCCAUCAAAUGGAAAAGUUUUAACAGCCUCACUGCCUUACACUGUGGAACCCAUGUGUGAUAUUGCAGAGGAUAUGGUGCAUGCCAUUUUAGAAAAACUGAUGACUCUUGCAUCUUACAAACAAAAUGAACUUCCUCAUCUUGAAGAUGCAACUAAACUUUCCCAUCAGCAAAAUAUGACAGACCCAAGAUGUAUGUUCCUUAAAAAAAUCAACAAAAAGAAAUGUAGUCCUGAACCUGAUGCAACUAAUUUAACUGUUAAAGAAGAAAUACAAAAUUUAAUUUCAGAUAUUUUUUCCCAGUCCUCUUUGGCUGGCUACAUAGAGGAAGCAGUCAGCACUAUACUAGGAUAUGUACAAACUGAACUUAAUAAUGAGAGACUUAUUGCAUCUGAAGAAACAGUAAUACUCCUUCAGCUACUCAACGAUAUCUUCACUCAGCUACACCAGAAACAAGUAAAAGUAGAUGAUCAAAAAUGUAGACACUCUAGACUGAGAAAUCCUUCUGAAACUGAAGAAAAGUACAGACUCACUGGCCCUAGAUUAUCGACUGGCUCUAGGUCUGGAAGGCCACUCCCACCUAUUAAUGUUCCUGGCAUGGUCCUUUAUUCUGAAGAUGAUAAUGAAGAAAUAGAUAAAAUAGUGGAAAAUGUGCUUGCUUCUUCUUUCAAAGAUGAACAAGCAAAAUCACAAGAACACAUUCCUGAGCAUUGGUUUACCAAAGGUGACACUUGUCUUGAAUACAAAAGAAAUAGCAAACUGCCUACAAAGCCCACUUCUCCGAGAAGCAAAGUUGCAUUCUGUGAUCGGAGGUUAAAGACUGAGCUACCAUCUUUUAAGAAUAAAGAAAUGUUAAAAGAAAAGCCCUGUUUGAAUAAAGAAAUUUUGUUUAGCCAAGAUCAAAAGUAUCAAAUACAAAAGGCUUCAGAAAACAUAGUUAAAAGUAUUUUAACAGAAAUGCUCAAGGACAUACCUUCUGUUCAUCCUGGUCACUUAGACAGUAAAACUGACAAUGAAGCUUCAGUUCCUGUUUCAGAAAAAACUCAAGGACUAUCGCAUCAAGAAUGGAUGGCCCAGAUGUUUUCUGUGUCAGAAAUUAGUACAGUGGCUCAAGAAAUAACAGAUGCUGUGUUAAAUAUACUUCAUAAGGCAAGCUGCUUUUCCAGUACCACCAAAAGUUCCAUUUCAUCAUCAGUUCAUCAAACUAUUCUCGAUAGUUCUGACACUCUCCAUAUGGCCAAAGCAGCACCAAAUAAAAAGCCACUAAAAAUAUGGUUUGGCAGUGAAAAGAAAAUGAAAUAUUUAUCUUCACUUGAUGUAGAUCCUACAAAGCCUUCCCUGUUACAAUCUGAAGAAAGUCAACCUAAACCUGUAGGUGACGUUAUUGGUAAGAUCAUUGACACAGUUUUUAAAAGGCUGAAGUUAUUAGUUUGUCCAAAAUUGCAAGUGGGCUAUAAACCUUCAUCUGCAGGUCGGUCUUCAUUACAAUCUGAACUUAGUACUUACACAACAAAAGUAGUAAACAUUGUUUUGCAUGCUAUCCAGAAUGAACUGGAAUGCAGUAAGAAAAACCUAGAUCUUAGGGAAACAGACCACACCAAAUCCCUUACAGAUAAAGGAUUUUUUGCUGACACUGAUGAAUUAGAAUCUGUUGUCUCAAAUCUAAAUGAUGACAUUAUGGCAUCUCCAUUAUUAACUUGUAUUUGUGAAAUGUUAUCUAGUGGACGUUCAGAUCAAAGUGAUAUUUCACUCCCUUCAGAUAAUCCAGAGCCUACAACUUCAUAUGGAUCUGACAAUGUUGAUAAACAGAACAUUUUGCCAAGUAGGCAGGAUAAAAAAUCUUUUUACAAAUAUUUAUCUACUCCAUGUGCUCUCCAUAGUGUCUUUAAUGGAGAAGAUCCCAAAGAGAAUUCCAGACUGCCGGUGUUAGACAGCAUUGGGGAAACACUGUAUGAAAUGUUAUGCAAGCUCAUAGGAGCCCCCUCUCACUGUCAGCCAUCUGGUAGUCAGCUAAACGAAGAGAAGAUCAUUCAGCAUCAGCAAACAGCCACUGAACUGCAGUCUAAUAUUCAGCUCAUUUCCACAACAAUUUUGGAAUAUAUCCUUACAAAAUUAUGUAAUGUUGACAUGGAUACUAGUGUUGUAAGUUCUGGAGUUAAAGCUGUCUCAGAGUCUCUUGAUAUUGACAGCCUAUCAUUUGCUUCAAUUAUUGAGGAAAUGACCAAAUGCACUAACAUAAUCUCCAGCAUAAUUUCCAGGAUGGUUCAGAAGGAUAAUAAAGAGAUGACCAAAAGCAAGCAAAAAACUAUAGUGUCUGUGUCUUCCAGAACAGGGCGUACAAAAGAAAUACAUUCAAAUAAACUGAAAGCUGUGGCUUCAGAUAUUCUUAAUACGGUUUUUGCUAAACUGGAAGGGUUUGCCAGUGGCAAUUUAGAAACUAUGGUUUCCAUUAAUGAUGGAAAUGAAAAAAGCAGUAAGAUGGACUUGGCAUGUGAAAGUCCCCGUGUUUUCACAGACACACUGCAGUCUGCUUUAUACAUGCAGGCAAAGAAGGUAUCAAGUACUAUUUUGAAAGCUAUUCAAACAGAAUUAAAUAUGAACUCUUUAGAUUUGAAGACAAGGGUAAAAACCACACCACCUGAGAAACAAACACUUAAGAAUAUAAUCAAUUUAAUUUUAGAUGGAAUAUCCUCAGAUAUGUUUAGUGAAACUGAAUCUGAAGAGAGAGGCCCUGAAACUUACCGAUACAGGCCAACCUAUGGAAAUUUUCUUCCUGGCGGAGCUGAAUCAGAUUCAUUUCUAGAAGAUACUGCAAAUACAGAGAAAGAAUUCACUGGAGAGAGAACAUCACUAAGAGAAGAAACUAAAUCAGAUUCUCUUCAACAAUGGGUUCUAGAAAGGACUUUAAACAAAAUUGAAGUGAAACUCAAAGAACCACAGAAAUCUCCAGUCAUUCCCAUUAUAAGAAAUAUUUUGAAUGAAAUUUUUCAAAGUGCUUUGGUCAGUCAGUUAAACGUGCUCUCUCUCUCCCAUUCAGGUGGCAUCCCUCAGACUGUCGGUGGGCCAGUUGCUCAACCAUCUGUUCAAUGUGUAGAUAAAAUGAUGGGUCCUUUCGUGUCUGAAGCAGACGUAACUGUAGUGACAGAUGAUGUUGUUAGAACUGUGUUUCAUAAACUUUACUCAGCGGCUAUGACAGAGAGAAAUGCAAGUGAAAGUAGGUAUAAAGCCAUCACCUUUUCAGCAGAUGUUUCUUUUCAUGACCACAGCUUCGGAGGAGGAAAGCCUUCCAUUACAGUGCCGGACAAGAAUCCAUCUACUCUUCAGUCCAAAUUCAGUGCUGACAAACAGGCUAAAGUAAACAUAGUUGAAGAUAUUGUACAGGCAAUAUUAACAAAUUUAGAAGCUUUUGCUACUUCUAAAGUAAACUCUCUCUUUUUUCCCCAAAUAAACUUCACAGUUCCAGUGGCUUUCCCUAUUCAGCAGAAUAAGAGUACAGUAAGCAAAGCAUUUUCAGCCAAAGAUUUGUAUUCUGAUGAUCAAUUUUCCUGUUGCUCAGUGUAUCAUAGUAUGUCAGAAAAGACCAACUCAUCAUGUCAACUCUCUCUGAAUAAACUGAAUACAUAUGCAACAGAAGUGGCCAGAAAAGUUUUACAAGGAAUCAAACAUGAAUUAGAUAAAGAGAGGGAAAAUCCUUUCUUAACUAGUAACAUUGUGGUUUCUGAAAGUAUUGCAAGUCAGAUUGUUAACACAGUGUUAGAUAUUAUAUCACUUAAAGGAAAAUGUGACAACAAUUCUGGCAAAGAGACUGAUUCAGAUCAGCAAGAAGGUAUUGAAAAGCUGUUUAGUAAGACUGCGUAUCGACAGGCACUUCAGUUUCAAAUACAGGAUACCAUUGAAAGUAUCUUAUGUGAUAUUUAUGAAAAGACACUGUAUCAGAAUAAUCUCUCAUUUGCCACACCUACUUUGAAAUGUAGCAUAGUUGGUAAACAUUCCAGAGCAAAUUCUGAAAUGUCCAUUGAGGGUGCAAAUCAGCUUCUUCCAAAACAUUCAGUUCCUAAAUCAGAUGUUACUUUGAUAUCCAAUGAUAUGGUGGAUAUUGUUCUUCAUAAUCUCAGUUCUCCCGUCAUACUUGGCAUAAAUGCAAAAGAUUCUAUUUCUGCAAGAUUGCCCUUAACCUUUUGUGAUAUGUUUCCAAAAGCAGAGUGUCAACAGCCUCUUUUUAUGGGUUCAAAAAGUGAAAGAAAAACAGAGUAUUUUCCAUCUUCAAAAAAUCUGAAAUCAGCUUAUGCUAAUGAUAGUCAGAUAACUGUAGUAGAGAGAGGAGACACCAAGAAAUCUGUUCCUGACUCAUGUGAGGAAAAUGCUGACUUUAUUACUAGAACUAUUUUCAAUCGGUUAGAAUCAUUUGCCACAGAAAGAAUAGAUUCGUUAAUUAAUCUCACUUUCCAGACUAAAGAAAAGUCACUUACGAGCCCGGAACUGGAAAACUGUAAACAAGAUGACAGCAUCUUUCAUGAAUCAAGCCAGGGGGAAUCAAAUGUGAAUAUUCUGAAAAUAUCAACUGAAACUAUUCUCGGCCAAGAGCUCACAGGUUCCACUUUUGCCAGUUACAGAGAAAAACUUGGAUCCAUAAUUCACCUAUCACAAUCUAGUCUUAAGGAAUAUGCUGAUUUCAUUGCCAGUGCCAUUUUGAAGCUUAUUAAAAAUGACUUAGACCUAGAAAUCCAAAAGAUGCAUCCACAUCCAAACAACAUUUCAUUCCAAGAAAACAUCAUUGUGAGUGAAAAUGUCAGCAGUAUCUUAAAGAUUUUAUAUGAUAAAAGAUCUUUAAAGGAAAUUAGUUUUUACUCAAAAGACAAUCCUAACUUACUUUCACAACUAACUGUAUCAAAUGAAGUAUCGCUGGGACAAAGAGAUCAGGAAAAAACAGACAAACUACAUCUGUUUUCAGAGUAUCCAUUAGAGCAAAACCAAAUGGCUUUGGAAACAGAAAGCCAGGUAAUUGUUUUGGAAGAAAUAUUUAUGAGAAAUGAAGAAUCAAAACAAAAAGAAAGAUCCGCAUUAUUCAGUGCAGUGGAAGAAGUUUUAAAUAAAGUGCAUCAAAGAAUAAUGGAAAUCAUAGGCUAUUUGCCUUCAUUUAAAGCAAUCCCUCACUUUAUAUCCAAUUCUAAAAUUAAAACAUCAGCUAUAACACAAAAAAAUUUCUCUCAAUCACAUAUUAACAGGGUAGCGAAUGACAUAAUUGAAAGUGUUUUGGGGAAAAUGUACUCUGUAGUUGUGACAACAUUACAGGAAUGUAAUAAAGUAGAAGCAGAUGACAAAAAUAUCUUACCCAAGAAACCAUCAUGCAUCAGAGAAACUAAACAAGCAGGAAUAGGAAGUAAUCUCACUAGAUAUGUGCUACCACAGGUUUAUCCCUAUGCAGGCAAUCGAAAUGUUUCUAUAUCUUUUUUACAAUAUUCACCAUUGCAAAUGGGUAAGGAUUUAGUCCAAGUGGUUCUCAAUAAGAUCACAAAUUUUGCCUCACUUUAUCUAGAAGAGACGCUGUCCCGUGAAGGUGGUUCUGACGAGUCACAGUCUAUAAGGCUACAUAGUUCUAAAGUGAGCCCUAAGGGAAGUCCUAAGCCGAGUUUUAAAACGAAUUUAAAAGCAAGAUCGAAAGUUACUCCUUUGCCUAAAUUUAGAACAAAACCACACGUAGAAACUAGUCAUGCUAAGACCAAAAGCAAGACCAAAUUAGGUCCUGGAGAGAAGACUCCAAAAGAGAGCUCGUCCAAGACUGCCAUUGGGCUGCCACAAAUCCUGUCAAUGGGAGAUGCCAAAAACUUACUGGAAACAAAACUGCCUGCUUCAGAACUAAAAAUGUAUGCCAAGGAUAUAAUAAGUAAUAUCCUGAAAACAACUGCAAAAGAAUUUGAAAAGGUGAAGCAAGCUAGAGCAAUGGUAAAUGCUAAAGCUUUACCAACUGAUCAAAUCUUGGCAGCAAAUAAAAUAGUUAAUACAGUUUUGCAAGGAUUAAAUGCUACAAAUAACCACAGUUUGGCUAAUCCGAUCAAAUUCUCACAUCUGGAUGAUCCCAAACUUUCACAGGGGACUAUAGAUGCAGGGUCUCUUGCCAAACCACAAGCAUGUUUUUACUUGGAAAAUGUUUCUUCACAGUUAGAACAGAUUUUUCCUAAAGAAGGUAUAUUUAAGAAAAUGUUUGACAAAUGGCAAGCAGAAUCAAAUGAUAUGGAAAAUGAAAAAUGUAAGCUAUUGAUGAUAGCUGAAAAUGUUUUGACUGAAGUUUCAAUAAAGGCAAAAGAAUUAGAAUAUUCUCUUUCACUUUUAGAUUUGCCACAUCUUGAGGAUUGUGAAAGCAGGCUUCAUAGUUGUUUUAAAGGAGCUUCUUCUAGAGCUGAAGACACCAAAGCACAAAUUAAUAUGUUUGGAAGGGAAAUUGUUGAAAUGCUAUUUGAAAAAUUACAGCUGUGCUUUUUGUCCCAGAUGCCCACCACACACAGUAAAGAAACUCUAGAAUGUAGGAAAGAACACAUUACUACUAAAAGUAAACAUGGCUUUCCAACCAAGGACAUCCUCAGCAGUGUACCAUUAUAUAACACUAAGAUAAAAGACCAAAUUUCUUUUGGCUCUGGCAACCAAAUUGUUCGAGAAAUUGUAGAAAGGGUUUUAAAUGUGUUAGAGUCAUUUGUAGACUUACAAUUUAAACAUAUCUCUAAAUACGAGUUUUCUGAAAUAGUAAAAAUGCCUAUAGAAAACCUUUUUCCUAUCCAACAGAGACUAUUAAGCAAAAAUAUCUUGCCAAAAUUACAACCACUAAAAAAAUUUUCUGAUGAAUCCAAGUCAAGUACUGUUACUUCCAAGGAAAAUGUACAGAAUACCCUUCUACAGAUUCAUUCAUUCCAUUCAGAAUUACUUACAUAUGCUGUUAACAUUGUCAGUGACAUGCUUGAUAUAAUUAAAAACAAGUUAGACAAAGAAAUAAGCCAAGCAGAGCCAUCUUCAACUAGCAUAUUGAAAGAGAACAUGGCAGCAAGUGAGAUCAUUGGAACACUGAUGGACCAGUGUACUCAUUUCAGUGAGUCUCUGAUCAAAAACCUUCCAAAGGAAAGUUUGUUCCAAGGAGUAGAAAAUACCUACAUUGUUAAUCAGGUUGAAUUAGCCACUAAUAUGAAAACACCCAUGUCAAAGUCAAAGGAAGCAAGUUUUACGAAUAAUUCUCCACAGAUCACUGUACCUGGUUUGGACUUCUAUUCAGAGGAAGAGAUGAAAAAAAAGUAUAAGUCUUCAUCAAAUUUACCUUCAUAUGCCAGAGCCCCUGUGGAAGACACAAUUAAAAGCUCAGAGCCAAUGGAAAGGCCUGCUGCAGAAAAUACACCAUCAUGCUCUAGAAACAAAGUACAAGACUAUAACCCAAGGGAAUCUGACUUUGGCUAUUUUGACCAAGCUAUGAAAGGAAAUAGCUCCCUCCGUGAAGGCACUGUCUUACAAAAACUGUUAAAGAAAGAAAAUGAAUCCACAGAAGCAGCAUUAAAGCAAGUCAUGUCAUUCAUAGAAAUGAGAAAAGGUGCAAAUCCAAGAGUAUUUCAUUAUGAGAUCCCCAAACCAGUUGUUGAGCCAAACCAAAUUCAGACAGCUGUUUCUCCACUCAAAAUAUGUUUAGCUGCAGAAAAUAUUGUCAAUACUGUUCUGUCAAGCUAUGGCUUUCCAGGUCAACCACACUUUAAUGAAAGCAUGGAAACAAUGAAACCAUUUUUCAUAUCAAGGCAAAACCCUUUGUCUGUAACAUCUGGAGGACAAAAGAGUGAGGAGAAAAGUUUGCUUAGAAUGUGGGAUAAAAGAAUCAGCUGUAUACCUGAAGAAGAAUACAAACAAACUGAAGCCAGUAGAGGAUAUAUUUCUUUAUUGCAAAAGUGGGAAAAUAAGAAUUAUCCUACAUUAAAGACUCUGAAGGAAGUUGAAGUCAUUGCUUUUGCUGAUCAUGAACUGGGUCCGAAUGAAAUUCAUCUGGUAGCAAGACACGUCACAACAUCUGUGGUCAUGUAUUUCAAGAACUUUGAAACUAGAGUUUCCAGUGAGGAGAAAGUGUCUAUUGUUUCCACAUUGUCAAGGAAAAAAUAUGAAUCAAAACAGCCUCUAAGAAGCAUAUACAGUGAUUCUUCGCUUUAUCAAUUUUGUGAACAUCUCACUGAGUCUGUUAUUUGCCAUUUAAUUUCAAGCAUUUCUGAUAGUACCAAAGAUGGCCGAGAAAAAGAGAAAGCAUGGGAAAGACAAAAUGCAACAUUUAAGAUGAUUAUUUCAAUUGAUUCUCAAGUGUCUGAGAGUAGGUCAAUUUCUAUCGGUGAACUUGCUUUAAGUAUUUCUGAAACCAUUACUGAAAUCCUUUCAAAUAGUAACUUCAUAAAGGCUGACAUUGCACAGCAAAUGUUUUCAUUAAAAACGAAGUACAUUUACUGCCCAGGAGUAGCUUCUGCAGAUUUUGAUGAUCUCUUUCAGGAUCUCUUAAUGGGAGUGAUUCAUAUAUUGUCCAAGGAAAUAGGGUUAAAUCAUCACCUUGAAAACAGUGGAAGAAAUAUACCAUUCCGCAUGCUUAGAAGCAAUCAUGUGCCCAUUUGUGACCAAAAAAAUACCAUGCAAAGACGGAAAGCUUCCAGAGAACAGGAAUCAUCUAUUCACCAAACUGAUCAUCUCAUUCAAAAAAAUAAAUUAAAUUAUCUGGCAUAUAAAUUAGAUAGUCUGGCUCAUAGCCUAAAAACUCAUGAAUCCAAAGAAGUAGUCAACAAAGUUUUUAAUAUUGUUUUGGAUUUAUUUUUACCAGAUGAACACCCAGGUGAGGCUAUGGAUUGUGAUAAAAAAGCAAAAACAUUUUUCUCAUCAUCAAAUGACUGGCAAAAAAAUAGUAUACUUGGAAAUAACUUAGGGCUUACCCCCAAAUCAGUUUUUCUCCUCAAUAUUGUAUGUGAGAAACUUAUUAGAACACUUUUGGAGAAAUGCACAAACUCUGUCUUUCUUGAUAAUAGCCCUUUUUCUGAAGAAAUAGCAGGAGAAUGUCAACUUUUCAAAAUACUUCAAAGUGUAGAAGAUGAAGAAUUUGAUUAUUGUAAGGGAGUGAUGGACUGUGAACAAUUUCAAGGAGAUUAUGUGUUGGACAUUUUGGAAAAUAUGGCAGAAAUGGAUCAAGAUUUAUUGUCAUCAGAUUCUAUGCUUACUAUUAUUUCCCACAGGUUGGUUAAAUCACUGAUGGACAAGCUAUGUCACAGUGUACAACUCCCUCAGAGUCCACCUUUUGAAAACAAGCAUUUGAAGCAUAGAACAAGAGAAAUACAGUCUAGUUCCUUAAAAGCAAAAAGACCAGAAUUAACAGGAUUAGGACAAGGUCAAGACUCUUUAGGACUCAUGAGUUACGGCAAUGCUUUGACAGCAUCCCUGAAUAAUCCCAGUAUAGUUAGCUCCAGAAUACAAGCACCGUUUGGCAAGAAAUACUCAGUAACUCCCUCUAAUGUGUCACCUUUUAAAAGACAGGGAACAAAGGAUAUGGAUACAAUAGCCACCCAUAAUAAGCUUUAUCCAGGAGAUAUGAAUACAGGUGUUUAUUCAGCCACAUUUUUGGAGGAAAUAAUUUCAGAACUGUUUUUUAAUCUCUCAACUUCACUGUGGGUCAAAAAUGAAAACAUUUCUGAGGCCCAGCUCAAUGAGUUGAAUGCAUUAUUUGUCAACAGUGUGGUAAAUGAGUUCAAUAAUGCAGGAGUCACUGUUUUACGGAAUUCUGAAGAAAGGUUGUGUUUUCCACCAGUUCAUAAAGAAACUGUUAGUAGGAUUGUUGACUCAGUUUAUCAUGAUGUUUUACAGCAAUAUGAAUUGAAAGUGACCUGUGGUGGUAAUCUGGCAUGUGACAGUAUUUCAACAGCAGAACAAAUAACUAACAGCAUAUUAUUAGAGAUUUUAGACUACCAACUCCCAUCUUGCUUCAGGGGAAAGCUCUCACAUACUUCAUAUUACCCUCUCAGAGCUGAAGUUAUAUUACAGAAACUUCAAAAUAACCUGAGAGAAUUUACUUCCCAAUGCAGGUCUUCAACAGGCUAUAGCACCAUGUUAUCACAAUCUUUUGUAGAAGAUAUCAUCAGAAGACUUUUAUCUCAGCUCAUUCCUCCACCCAGUAAGGCUUCCUCUUUGGGAAAAAAAUAUUUAAUGAGUUCAGAUUUUAAUGAAAUGUCUACCUGCAUAAUAAAUAAGGUUAUAUCUGCCAUUUCAAAACAUAAAAUUUGGUUCACUAUAUAUGAUAAUCAAUUUCUAUGUACUGGAAAAAACCUCCAGAAGAUGGUGGAUUCUGUUUAUAGUAAUAUUGUGCAAACAUCCGACUCUCUUGUUUCAGUACAGAGAAGUAUAAUCAGUCGAAGCCCGAUUAUGGUUGACCGAAUUGCCAGCUUUAUUAUCCAGGAGAUUAUUGAAAAUCAUCUUCAACCUUUUUUGUGUGGAGAAGGUUUACCUCGUCCAAAGACUCCAUCCGAUGCAAUAUCAAAUAUGGUUAAACAGGUUCUCAGUGAAGUCAUAGAGUCACACAGACCCCAGACACCAUCACCCUUGGGUAUUUACCCUGAGACCUUUGUAAGGGAAAUUGUUGCCAGACUUUUAUCAAAGAUUUUCAGUCCACAGUUCAACACUGAAAUUGAGUUGGGAAACAUGACCCAAAAAAUAGUAAAUUCAAUAAAUAACCAUUUUGACAAAGCUGAAGUUCACCUUUUGUAUGAUGACAAAGGAAAGUGUUACCCUUCUGUGCAUACAGAUGUUGUGGAUGAACUCGUCACUUCCGUUUAUAGAAAUGUUUUAAAACAGCACGGACUAGACCCCGGGGUUGAUAAAAAGCCUGAAGUCAGUGAUGUUUUUGUGGAAAAAAUUACUAACCUAGUUGUAGCAGCUAUUUCAAAUUACCUUCUUCAUCCACUGUUCUCUGGGGACCUGUCAUCUUCUUCAUACUCUAUUUCAACAGCUGAGAAUAUCAUUCAAGACGUUCUUAGUAACAUCAGUAAAUCUACCAACCCAAGUCAGAGUUUAUCUCCAUAUAACACCUUGCUGCCAUACACGUUUUUAGAAGACAUGAUCAGAGUACUAUUAUUUAGAAUCUUUCCUUCUGCAUCCAGCAUUGUUCCAGACAGAGAAAUGCCAAAAGACAGAUCAAGAGUUAAUUUCAGUGAAAUUGCUUCAGAGAUAAUCAGUGAUAUUAGGAUGAAAGUUUCCCAACAUCAAAUUCGAUUUUCAAAAGAUGAAGAAGAAACCAAGUUUGUUUAUUCAGAAGAUGAUGUUCAGCAUCUCGUUGAGUCAGUAUUCAAAAAUAUUUCACAAAACUCUGAAUCUCAGGCAUCACUUGAGCAAAAUAUCACAAGUAGUGAUGAUGUUCUUAUUGAUAGAAUAGCAGGUUUUAUCAUUAAACAUAUCUGUCAACAGCAUCUUCAGCCAUUUGUGGACAGAAAGUCAUUACCUUCAUCAUACACAUAUUUUGGCAAUGAGAGAAGGCAAUGGUUUUAUGCCAGUGUUUAUUCCUCAACUUUUUUGGAAGAUGUAGUUUCUGGGGUUUUAAGCAAAAUAUUCCACAGGGUGUUAGGCAUUGUACAAACAAAAUCAGUAAAAGAUUCAGAAAGUGAACUGUUUUAUAAAGUUGAAAAACUCACACAUUUGAUAACAGAGGAAUUCUCAAAGGCCCAAGUUAGCAUUUUAGAGAAUGCUGAGGAAAGAAUAUGGUUGCCUCCAGUGGAGAGAGAUACAGUCAAAAACAUUAUUGACAGGGUGUACAGCCAAGUUUUGCAAGAAUAUGAAAUGGAAAUAAUGCCUGAUAAAGAUUUUCUAAAUGACACAUUGGCUGCAAGGAUAACUAAAGUCAUCCUGGCUGAAACUUUUGAUUUCCAAAUUCAUCCAAAUCUUAUAGAAAAGCUUCCAUUUAGGUCACACUCCAAACUUAGUACUGAUGUUUUGAUAAAGAAAGUUCAGUGUGACAUUACUAAAUCCAGACUCCAAAGACAGGCUUCAACAAUAUAUACUACUAUGUUAUCACAUACUCAUUUGGAAAAAAUUGUGUCUCAGCUUAUAUCUCAGAUGAGUCCAUUGGCCUACAGUGCAGAACACCCAGAUAUUUCUCAAUCAGAAUUAAGUGAUACAGUCAUAAAGCUGAUAAAUGAAAUCAUGUCAAUAAUUUCAAAACAUGCAGUAUGUAUUAUUAAGCAUGGAAAUGAAAAGCAAAGUAUGAUUUCAGAAAAAGAUAUCCAGUCUAUGGUUGAUUCCAUUUAUGCUGAUCUUUCAUAUACAAAUAUAUACCAGUCUCUUACAAAAGAUAAAAAAGGUAUAAGUAAUAUGCCUGUUUCAAAAAUAGCAAGUUUUAUAAUAAAAGAAAUCUUUAACCAUCAUCUUCAGUCAUUUUUAUCUAGAGAUAAAUCUCUGCUUUCAGCUGCAGAUGAUCAGAAAUAUAAACAGAAAGCAGCAGAUCCUAAACAACAAGAAUUGUCUUCCAUUGUGAACUCAGCUGUCUUUUUGGAGGAAGUAAUUUCUGAACUUUUAUGUAAACUCCUUUAUGCAUUCUCACAUAAUGUCUUGGCUGCUGAAAACCCAGAAGCUGUAAAAGCCAAAAUUACUGGCAUUGUUACAACAUUAGUAAAAUCAAUUGUUCUGGAGUUCAGCACAUCAGAGAUUUUAGUUGCAGAUAACUAUGAUGAUGGUAUUUUUUUUUCAGAAGGCUAUAAAGAAAUGGUUCAUAAAACAGUCAACCUAAUUUAUGAAAAAAUACUAGAUGAAUAUAAGUCUCUGAUUCAAAUAUAUAGGGCUAUACAACGUGACACUGUUUGUUUUGGAAGAAAAAUAUAUAAUUUGCUGUUGGAAGAAAUUUAUGAUUAUCAGGUGCAGUCAUUAGUUUCAGGACAAUUAGUGUCUUCUUCAUAUUCUUCCCCUCAAGCUGAUAACAUCAUCAGAAAUGUGCUCAGUGUCAUCAUGAGGGACAGUCAUGCCUUGCCAUCAUGCAUUACUGUCCUGCCUCGUUCUCUUUUAGAAGAUAUUAUUUAUAAGCUUCUAGUGCUUAUCUUCCCUUCAACUUAUAGUGAAAGUGAAAUGAAAGAGGAAGAGGUUUCACCAGAUUAUGAGUUUGUAGAUGCAGCAUCAAAACUGACUGAUGAGAUUAUCAGAGAAAUUUCUGAACAUGAGAUCUAUCUUGCCACAGCAGAAGAGAAUGCAGAAAGUAUGCAGUCAGAAGUGGUUGAGAAUUUGGUUGACUCUAUAUGCAGUAAUAUUUUGAAAAAAUCUGAAUUUCAAGCUGAAGUUGAGAAAGAUGCAGACAAAAAAGGGGGCUUAUUCCUCAGUAAAAUAGCUGGUUUCAUCAUGAAGGAAAUCAUGGAUCAUCACCUGCAGCCAUUUUUACAUGGUGAAGAAUCAUCUUUUAGUAACUUAACUAAUUAUGACCAUGUCUCUGUACUUAGUAAAACUGGUAAAGAAAAGAGACAGUCUUCUUUAUAUUCAGCUACAUUUUUGGAAGAUGUAAUUGUUGACCUUGUUUGCAAGUUUUAUUCUCUUCCAAGUACUGCUGAAGAUUCUAAGAGAACAGAAACGCCAGAGCCAGACAUUGUGAGCUUGGCUAUAAAAUUUGCAAAGUCUCUGAUAGGAGAAUUUAGAAAAAGUGAAAUUAAAGUUCUACCAAAAGCUGAAGAAAUAUUUUCUUUUCCACCAAUUGAUAAAGAGACAGUUGACAAUAUAUCCAGUUUUGUGUAUGAUCAGUUCAUAGCAAAGUAUGGAUCUAAUGAUAUUCAGAAAGAUGAAAAAAAUAACAUUGUUAUAGAAAUGGUUGCUGCUUUAGCCCAGAAGGCAAUCUCUGUGUUCAAAAUUCAACCACUUUUUUCAGGAGACUGGUCUUCCACCUUCUUUUCAUUUCUAAAUCCAGAUAACAUUACCCAAAGGGUUCAACACCUUCCACAGAAAACCUCUGCACCAAUAAAUAGAUGUUUAAAAGGGAACGAACUUACUUUACCAGAACACUCAUACAAACCCACUUCUCUAACCUCAGACCAGAAAAAUGUGUUGGAUACGUUGGGAAUAGAUAGAGGUACAAUGAGUAAAAAUAAAAGUUUCAAAACUAAGGAGACAUCAAUGAAAAAAGGUGACAUCCAAGAUUCAGUAGUUACUUCUGUAACUAGAAUUAUGAAAAGCAAUAUGGAUAGCCUGGUAUCAGGGUCAGCUGUGGGUGUGGCAAAUAAAAAGAAAGUGAAUGAAAAUAAAAUGGGAAUUUCAGUUCAAAAAUCUGACGUAUCAGUAGUUACUUCUCUAACUACUAAUGUGAAAUGUAGAGAUACUCUCAAAUCUGACUCCUGUGUAACAUAUAAAAAUAAUGAAAUUGAGAAGAGCAUAUCAGCUUCAAAAGAUAAGGAGAGGCAAGGUAAAGAGAUACACACACAAUUUCUAGUAGCUACUAAUGAUACAGAAUGUGAAAAGAAAAUACCUGGAUCAUAUGUUGAAAUAAACCAUGAAAAGAAGAAUGAUAAAACAAGAGAAAAUCCAUUCAAAAAAGAAGACAAGCCCUUUCAGUUACCUCCUUUGACAUCCAAAGUGAGAAAUACAGGGAUCACAACAGAGAAAACUUUGAAAGUGACCCAAGAGGGAAACAAUGAGGAGAGAAAGGACACUCCAGUUCAAAUAAAUACAAAUGAGGGACAGUACUCAGAUUAUGAAAGUGUUCAAAAUGUCAUUGGAAAUAUUUAUGAAAAUAUCUUAGAAAUAUAUCAUUCUCAAGAAUCAGCAGAUUAUUCAAAACUCCAAAGUCCUCCAGGUCAUACAGAAUUGCCUGUAAUUCAAGAGGUUGGCAAGGAUGUUACACAGCCUGUUUCAAUUAUCAAAAAUCUCUCUGCCAAAGAGAAGGAAGAAACAGAGAGAGAGAGAACAAGAGAAAGAGAAAAAGAGAGGGACAAAGAGAAAGAAAGGGGGCAAAAAAGAGAAAGAGAUAAAGUGGAAGUUAAGGAGAUUAAAAAUGAGCCUAGUAAACUAGACAGUCCUCGGUACCCACCAAAAAGUAAACCUGGAAUUUUUCCUGCUAAAUUUUUAGAAGAUGUAAUCACUGAAAUGGUUAACAAAUUGAUCUUUUCCUCCUCAACAGAAACACAAACAUAUGAUACAUGUCAAAGCGUAAGUGAUGAUGAAAAUCAAGCUGAACUCUAUGACACAGCUAUGAAACUUAUUGAUUCACUGCUAAAGGAGUUUUCAGAUGCUCAAAUUAAGGUAUUUAGGCCCAAUAAAGAAAACCAGUUUUUUCCACCUGUGUCAUCAAGUUCUAAAGAACCACCCAGGCAUAAAGAAUCAAGUAUAGGUGAAGCAUCAUCCAACAUUAAAAAAACAACUGUGGAUGAAAUGCCACAUAUGCAUAAAGUAACUGAAAAACCCUCUUCAAAUAAGAUACCUUUCCUAGAUAAAAUUUCUGCAAUUGAUGAAACAUUGGUCAGCAAAGUUGUUCAUUCCUCUGUAUGCAAUAUUUUGAAAGAAUAUACAUCUCACGGCUCCAUUUGUAAGAAUAUAAAGAGUAAUACAGGGGAUUUAGCAAGAAGACUAACUAGUGCAGUGAUAACUGAAAUUUUUCAACAUAAGCUUAAUUUGAUACUGUGUGAUGAAGUACCAGCCUCAUCAUGUUUGCCUCUGGAAACUAAGGAUAUUGUUAAAAAGAUCCAAAAGGUGGCUCAAAUGGCCAGCAAAGAAUGUCAAACAUCAUCGCCAUAUACCAUCAUGCUGCCUCAUGAAUUUUUAGAGAAUGUGAUUUCUGCUCUUUUAUCUAAAAUUUUCUCAACAGUAUCCAAUACCAAAGCAGAAGCAUCUGAGGGCAACUGGUCUGCAGAACUAGAUUUCCUUCAAAUGAAGUUAUUAAGUACAGUUACAGCAGAGAUCUCCAAAGACGAAGAUACGAUUAUUCAGUAUGUAGAAUCCUUACAUCCCAAUGAUGAUGAAAUUAUUCAGUUAGUGGUUCAGUCACUAUAUGAUAAUCUCUUGUCUCAGUUUGGAUCACAAGAGAUUAUACAAAAUUGUGUAGCCAGUGGAUGUAGAAUUCUUUCAGAAACUGUAGUUGACUUAAUUCUACGAGAAGUGGCUGGCAAUCAGCUGCAGAACUACUUUUCUGGAGAGCUCACCCCAUAUCAGUGUGCAGAAGUUGACAGUGUUGUUGAAAAUAUUCUUAAGGAUGUUAUUGAAACUGCUGAUGCUCCCCAGCCUCAACCAUCACAUGCUCAUAUACUGCCUUACAACAUAAUAGAAGAAAUUGCUGUAAAAUUUUUAUCAAAGCUUUUAACUAUGUUUCCAAAAGUGGAUAAGGAAAAACCCAAAUCUCUAGAAACUGAAAUGCAAAAAAUAACCUCAAAAAUAUUAAAUUCAAUGCAAGAAUUCAUUUCGAAAAGUAAGAUUAAAGUUUUACCACCAGCAAAGGACUUGCCUGCUGUACCUUUAGCUGACAACAAAACUAUUGAAACAGUAGUUAAUUCUGUCUAUACCAGUGUUUUAAAACACUCUGGCUCACACAUGUCUAUACUUAAAGAUUUAAUGGGUAAGAGUAAUGUCCUCUCUGAUAUAAUAGGUUUCUUAAUGGUGAAAGAAAUUUCCAAUUCUGAAUUUCAACCUCAAGUAGAGGAAGAAUUGUCAAAUUCAGAAUUAGUUCUGGAAGCUGUAAAAAUUAUGGAAAAAGUGGUCAAAAUUGUUGAUGAAUUUAGGUCCCAGGAAAAAUCUUCAUCCAAGAAAGGUUCUUUGUUAGAUGCCAUGUUUUUAGAGGAAGCAUUGGCUUUGUUCUUGGCUAAAAUAGUAAGGUUGCCAAGUGCCUCAAGCAAAGAUGCGAAAAACUUAUCAAAGCCUGAAUUAAAUAAAAUUGCAUCUCAACUGACAAAAUCUGUGACAGCUGAAAUUUCCAAAAGUAAUAUUAGUCUUAUUGCCGCUGAUCCUGAAGAACGCUUUUUAAAUACGAAAAGUAUAGAAAUGAUUUCUCAGGUUAUUGAUUCGAUUUAUAGUAAUAUACUACAACAAUCUGGAACCCAUAAAGAACUUUAUUAUGAUAUAAAAAAUGCAAACAGAGUUUUCCCUAAAAAAGUGGCUAGUUUAAUUAUUAAUGGAGUUUCAAAUUUUCCCUUAGAUGUAGGUAGUCCACAGAAUUCAAGUGUUAGUAUCUGUGAAGAUCUAGACAUUGAUAGAAUUGUUCAAAAGGCACAAGAGCAUGCUGUUGAAAUGAUCCCUGACAUAGAUAAAGGAAAGUCAGAUGAAAAUUCAGUUGUAGAGGACUCUCCAAUUAAAAUAGUUCCAUAUGUUGGGGAUAAACCAAUCAAAAUAGAUCCAAACAUUAUCUCAGAACACUUAGCAGUAAUUUCUGUAAAGACUCAACCUCUUGAGAAACUUAAGAUGGAAUGUUUAAAAAAAACUGGACACAGCAUAGCAGAACUAAGAAGAGCAUCAAUAAGUGGAAGAAGUUACUACUCAUCGGAAAUGUCUGCUGUAGGAGAGUUAAAGAGAGAAAGACGUACCUCACUGAGCAAGACAGGACGACUAGAUAUAAAACCCUUUGAGGUUGUUUGCAGAAAUUCAUUUCAGAAUAUAAGAAAGCCUGAUAUCACCAAGGUGGAGCUUUUAAAAGAUGUUCGGAACAAAAAAGAACUUAUUGUUCGGUUAGUAGCUCAUGAUAUUGAUCAAGAAAUUUCAGGAAGUAGCAUAGAAGAGGGACUAACGUCUGAUGAAGAUGAAGUUGUUUUAAAAGAGAUUGUACAAGAAGAAUCCUUAGAACAAUUUGAGGAUCAAGUGAAAGAAGCCAGGAAGCCAGUAGAAAGCAAAGGUGUUUCUCCCAAACCAACACGAAGCACAAGCAGCCUGAAAAAAUUUUUUUCACUAAGCAAAUGUUGUCAGCCCACAUCCAGUGCAAAUGCUGAAAAUACUGAAGCAACUUCAAAUCAUGUAAUAGAACCUAAGGAAGUACAAGUUAAAAGAGCUCUUGCUAAGCUUGACAUGACCACCUGUUCAAGAACGUUGAUUGAAGCAGAUUCUUUUUGGGAGGAAAGACCACAGAGGAAGAAAGAAGAAAAAAAAACCAUUACUGAGCCAACACAUUACUUCAUACACAGAAUUAUGAGUUCAUCUUCAUACAACCAAGAAGAUCUGAUUUCAUAUGCCGGGGAGACUGAAGAUUGUACCCCAGAUACAAAUACUCAAAUUCUGGAAGAACAUUCUCAGGAACAAAGGCCAGAGUAUUCAAACAGUGUUAAGUUUAUCAGCUUAUUUGAAGGAAACAAGAAUGUUCUUGGCAGUGCGAAUCCCUCAAAAGAAGUCAUUUCAGAAACUCCCAAGCCCAAUAUUUCCAAACAAGGAUCCAAAAUGCUGGCAAAGGUAUCUUCAGCUCUGUCAAAGGUGUUUUCUCGAACUAACGCCAAUAUUUCCAAAUCUCCCUCACCACCUCACCAGGAAGGACCCUGAAGCUUCCAUAUCUGAUACA
Messenger RNA from Camelus dromedarius (Arabian camel), 21400 nucleotides. It is a transcript of the gene FSIP2, whose product is annotated as fibrous sheath interacting protein 2. The coding region runs from base 1 to 21381 and encodes 7126 amino acids. Lineage: Eukaryota; Metazoa; Chordata; Mammalia; Artiodactyla; Camelidae. The transcript is spliced from 23 exons. The record is from RefSeq and is a predicted model, not a curated record.